CUAGAUAUCAACUCCCAUUCUCCAAAACCCUUUUAUUUACUCCAUCCAAAUCGCUCAAUGCAAAAUCUCUUAGCUCAAAAUUGAUUUCUUCUUCCCAUUUAUGGGUCAAAACUGUAUCCAAGAAUCGGCAAGGUUCACCAUUUUUGCUCGUUAUCAGCUGAGCCCGGGGGAAUAUGCUAACUCGGGAUUGCUUUUGAAGUGAGUUUUGGAUGAUGGGUUUGUUUGGGUUUCCUUAUGUGGAGUUUGAGGUGGAUUUUAGUUCUAAGGACGUUUAGUCUUGUGAUUGCUGGUUUCGAAUUAGUUGCUACCAAUGCAGGUUAGGAAAAUGAUCCUGACAAAGCAAUACCGCUGCGUACAUUCUCCAAGUUGUGCUUGUACAAAAGGUCACCUUAGUGAAGAAAUCAUAUUUUUAGUUUUUAACCAUUUAAAUUGGAACCCAAAAUUGAUUGCAGCACUUUCUUGUGCUUGCAAAUGGUUUGAUGAUCUUGCCAAACGUGUUCUUUGGAAGGAAUUCUGCAAAACUCGAGCUCCUAAGAUGAUGCUUGAUAUGCAGUCAAGUGGGAGUCAUAGUGUAGAUGGAAACUGGAGAGCUCUUGGUAAGCUGCUCAUAUAUUGUUCUGGAUCGCGCAAGGAUGGGCUGUUCAGUAGUAGUCACAUUCCAGGUCAUUUUGUCUACCGUACACGCUUCUCAAGGACAUCAGGGAAGAGCUUUUUGCUACCACAAUGCAGAACAGAUGUCUUGUACGUAUCAGAUCCUUGUGAGCACCUUGACCAGGGGGAUGAUGGUGAUGUGGGAUUCUUUCGUGGAAUAUUCAAAUCUUUUGCUACUUCAAAGGCCAGGAAACUGCUCAUAAACAGAAGCGCUCCACUACAUCCAACUGAGAUCUGCCCUUACUGUAAGGCAAAGCUAUGGAACAUGCUCGCGGCAAAGAUGAUACCAUCGAGUGCUAGCUGCCGGUUGGGUGCUUAUGAUGAUUGCAUCGAGUACUAUGUUUGCCUUAACGGACAUGUGCUUGGGAUUUGUACCCUCUUGCCCUUGUCGGACACCGAUGAAGCAUCAGAAGAGUGAGGCAUGAUUAGAGGCCAGCAGGUGUCACAGACUUGAUGCGUAAUGGUGGCUGCUACAAAUUGUAUUUGCUCAGCUGGCCACACAAAUGAUUGUUAACUACUCUAUCUAGCCCAUUGUUUGUACAUUUUAAUGGAAGUGCAGCUUGAGAGUUUGUAAUAUACAAGUGCUUGUCUUCAAUUAAUUUAAACGACUCUUAACUUGAGGGGAA
This is a messenger RNA of Salvia hispanica, 1277 nucleotides long. The record is from RefSeq and is a predicted model, not a curated record. Lineage: Eukaryota; Viridiplantae; Streptophyta; Magnoliopsida; Lamiales; Lamiaceae.